This is a messenger RNA of Pseudomyrmex gracilis, 3234 nucleotides long. RefSeq lists its product as uncharacterized. Lineage: Eukaryota; Metazoa; Arthropoda; Insecta; Hymenoptera; Formicidae. The transcript is spliced from 7 exons. The record is from RefSeq and is a predicted model, not a curated record. The coding region runs from base 1 to 3234 and encodes 1077 amino acids.
AUGCCGCAUUACGAUCGGGCCACUAGAAUGAAAGAAGCAUACCUGACUCAACGGGGUAAGUUAGUGGAUUACAAACGGUCCUUGCAGUCGAAAUCUGACGGAGGAACACCCUCCAUCGAAAAUCAACUUGUGCCUGUUCGACGCACUCCCCUACCGAAGAUUAAGGUGCCCGAGUUCUCAGGAAAAUACGAGGACUGGCCUGCAUUCAGAGAUCAUUUUGUGUCUUCUAUCGACAAGGAUGAGCAAUUACCUACUAUCGAGAAGCUUCAUUACCUUAGAUCGUGCGUGCAAGGAGCACGCACGAGAGAUCUGUGGGAUGAACACAUAAGUGACUCUUCUGAUCCGCCUUCCUUUGAGAAGCUGAAGGUAUUCCUGCAACGGCGUCUCCAAACUCUCGACGGGCGACUUGCAGCAAAGGAGGCGAAGUUGGACACCACCACCAGCAAGUCGUCUUCAUCUAAGACCGCUAAAAGCCAAGCCGCUCAAAAAAAGGACGCGGUAAAGAAAGGUGUUAAAGCAGAACGAUGCUCCUUUUGCCAUAAGGAGCAUUUCCUGAUGUUCUGUGACGCGUUCAAGGGCAAGUCUGCAACGGAGAGGAAAGAGCAUCAUGCACAACCGCUCGCGUUCGCGUCGCAGAUCGAUUCGGGACCUUACACGACGUUCGCGCACUCAUUGAUCAAGGCUCGGAGGCCUCGUUUGUCUCAGAAGCUCUCGCUCAAAAACUGCGUUUGCCCCGGAAAGCCACUUCAGUUUCAGUUAUUGGUGUCGGUGGGAGCCAGACUGGGACGGCGAAGGAAGCAUCUCAAAAACCUGGAACUAGCUGACCCAAAAUUUCUUGCAUCCGAUCCNGUGGACAUCUUGCUGGGCGCCGACGUUUUUGCAGCAAUUGUAUCGUCCGGAGUAAAGAGGGGCGGUCCUCAGGAACCUGUAGCGCAAAAAACGUCGCUGAGGUGGAUUGUUUCAGGAGGCAUUGCUUUUUCGGACAAAGCCUCGAUUCAUGCGCUUUUACAUCAAUGCAUCGCGAUGGAGACGCUGAAUGAACAGGUUCAAAGAUUCUGGAAGCAAGAAGAACCACUAUCAGCUACACCGGUCCUGACAGAAGACGAGCAGCGAUGCGAGGAUUUCUUUAUCGCUACUUACACUCGCAACGAAGAAGGCCGCUACAUUGUUAGAUUUCCAUUUGCGACAAAAAUAGCCGAUCUUAAGACUACGCGGUACGCGGCUUUGCGCUCUUUAGCUCAAAUGGAGCGCAGAUUCUUGCGUGACCAAAAGCUGCACCAUAUGUACAAGGACUUCAUGCGCCAGUAUCAAGACCUGACGCACAUGUCGCCUGCAAGCCCACCUGCGAAUGAAGACGCAAAAGAAGUUUGUUAUUUGCCGCAUCAUGGAGUGCUACGCGAGUCUAGCGCUACAACUAAGCUACGCGUAGUGUUUAAUGGAUCUCUGACGCUCGCUUUGGGAAAAUCUUUAAAUAAACAUUUAUUAACUGGGGCAAAUCUCUUACCAGCUCUGACAGACGUCCUGNUGUUGUGGCGAACGCACCGAUACGUAAUGGCAUCAGACAUCGAAAAAAUGUAUCGCCAAAUUCUGAUCUAUCCUGCUGAUAGAAAUUGGCAAAGAAUAGUCCGGAGGUCCAACGAAAACAAAAAGGUGCAAGACUUCAAACUAAACGCAGUUAUUUACGGGUUACCUUGCGCUCCGUACUUGGCAAUCCGCACGCUGCGACAGUUGGCAACUGACGAAGCGAGUCGCUAUCCACUGGGAGCCGCAGCCAUUCAGCGAAACGUUUAUGUGGAUGACAUCNUGACCGGCGCCAACACAUUGCAAGAAGCUCAGCAGUUACAGAAGCAGUUAAUUUCGCUAUGCAAUGCAGGCGGUUUUCCUCUGAAAAAGUGGGCCGCUAAUCAUACCAAGCUACUCUCAAACAUUCCUCUAGAAGACAGGAUGCCCGCUGACCCUCGGGAGUGGCAACCAGCAGAGUGUCACACCAUGCUCGGGCUUCGCUGGCAUCCAAACAGUGACAGCUUUUUAUUUUCAGUGCGAGGAGGAGAAUUAGAGCCUAUCACGAAGAGAAACAUCCCUUCCAAGACGGCGCAACUCUUUGACCCACUCGGAUGGCUCGCACCAGUAGUCAUCCGCGCCAAAAUCUUAAUCCAGUCCGCUUGGCUACAGGGGCUGGAUUGGGACACUCCGCUGGCCAAAAAUGACUGUCAGACAUGGCGGAAGCUUCAGGAGGAAUUGCAAGCUCUGGAAAAAAUCCACAUACCACGCUGGUUGACCGGUUGCCAUUGCACGCACUCAUUGGAGAUGCAUGGCUUCGCGGACGCCUCGGAGAGAGCCUACGCAGCCGUAGUCUACUUGCAAGCUGAGGGCGAGAACGGGUUGGUGAAAGUUAGCUUGAUUGCGGCAAAGUCAAAGGUUGCGCCGUUGAAGCAGGUCUCUUUACCGAGACUAGAACUUUGCGCAGCUACAUUUCUCGCUCAAUUGAUGGCCUACCUCAUAAGAAUUUUAGAUUUGCAGAAUACAACAACACACGGAUGGUUGGAUUCCACAGUGGCUUUAAACUGGGUACAAGAACAUCCAUCCAGAUGGAAAACGUACGUGGCAAAUCGGGUAGGAGAAAUCCAGCGCCUGCUGACGGAUGUGCAAUGGCACUACAUCCGCAGCAAGGACAAUCCUGCAGAUUGUGCCUCACGAGGAGUCAACCCUNUGGAACUCGCCAGUCAUAUUCUAUGGUGGCAAGGCCCACCUUGGCUAGCAAUGGAGAGACAAUCAUGGUCUGUCGCCACUGUCUCGCAAAUAAGUGAUCCUUCAGAGCAACGAAAGGCGUUGGUGGGAAUGACGCAGCAGAACAUCUUGGAGUCGGAAGUGCUGCUGCGUUUUUCGUCACUAACACGGUUGCUGCGGGUCACUGCCUGGUGUCGACGCUGGUUACCUAGCCGACGGCGAGAAGAUCAAGGCAAGCACUUUCCAUGCAAGAAAAGGGACGGUGCGAUAUUGACGACUGCAGAAUUGGAAGCAGCGACAGGAAUCUGGGUUUGUAAUGUACAGGCCAGCCAUUUUGAAGCAGAGUUGAAAGCACUAUCACACCGAGAGCGGUUGCCAACGAAAAGUUCGCUUAUGAAUUUGAAUCCUUUCAUCGACGAACAGAGCAAACGCUACACGGGGGAGUUCAGCAAACACUGGGGCUUCUCCGUCGUCACUAUUGGGUGCCAAGAGGAAAAGUCGCUGUGA